UAGCCUAACUCGAUCCCCUCUGAAGAAAGCUAAUGCUCCUAGCAGUAAGAGCGGUAUAUCCGCGUUCACAGAGACAUUUAGCGCUGCAGUACUGAGAAUCCUGAAGUUACCUAAAGCCCUGAAACAAGAUAACUGAGUUUUCAGUCCCGGCUGGGACAACUCCCAGGCUGCACAGGCAGACGCAGAGGGGAAGUCACCGGCAGCGCAGCUGAGGCCGCAGUAAGUCUCUGUAUGUCCCCUUGGCUCUUUGACUCUCUACCCAGCCAAGACGACGGCACCCCCGCAUUUUAAGCCUAGCGCAUGUAAGACGGUAACAUCACUGUGCGGCCGCUCGCUAUGGCCUCGCAGAGGUCGAGGUGAUGAGGGGAAGCUGCUGACAACUGGAGAGAGGCAGAUGUCACGCUCGCUCGCCUUCAAGAGGAGCACGAGAGGGGCUCGGGCUGGCCAGGCCAGCCUCCGUCCCCGGGUGCUUUCGGGGACGUCUCUCCCGCAGGCCGCUUCCAGGAUAGGGAAGGUUGGGAACCAGAAGCGAGUUGUGGGCGUGCUGCUGGGCUCCUGGCAGAAAAAAAUACUGGAUGUAUCCAACAGUUUUGCAGUACCUUUUGAUGAGGACGAUAAGGAUGAUACUGUGUGGUUUCUAGACCAUGACUAUCUGGAGAACAUGUAUGGAAUGUUUAAGAAAGUCAAUGCUAGAGAAAGAAUAGUUGGAUGGUACCACACAGGCCCUAAACUACACAAGAACGACAUUGCUAUCAAUGAACUGAUGAAGAGAUACUGUCCUAACUCUGUAUUGGUGAUUAUUGAUGUGAAACCAAAGGAUCUGGGGCUGCCCACGGAAGCUUAUAUUUCAGUUGAAGAAGUACACGAUGAUGGCACUCCAACCUCCAAGACGUUUGAACAUGUGACCAGUGAAAUUGGGGCGGAGGAAGCAGAGGAAGUUGGUGUUGAACACUUGUUACGAGACAUCAAGGAUACAACAGUGGGCACUCUGUCCCAGCGGAUCACAAAUCAGGUCCAUGGUUUGAAGGGACUGAACUCCAAGCUUCUGGACAUCAGGAGCUACUUAGAGAAGGUAGCCAUGGGCAAGCUACCCAUCAAUCACCAGAUCAUUUACCAUCUGCAGGACGUCUUCAACCUGCUACCAGAUGUCAACCUGCAAGAGUUUGUCAAGGCCUUUUAUCUGAAGACCAAUGACCAGAUGGUGGUAGUUUAUCUGGCUUCUCUUAUCCGUUCUGUGGUUGCUCUGCACAACCUCAUUAACAACAAGAUUGCUAAUAGGGAUGCAGAGAAGAAAGAAGGACAGGAAAAAGAAGACAGCAAAAAAGAGAGGAAAGAUGAGAAGGAAAAAGACAAGGAGAAGAGUGAUGUCAAGAAAGAGGAGAAAAAGGAGAAAAAGUAAAAUGUGUAGGUUUUUUAUUUGUAAAUUAAAAAUCUUGUAAACUAAA
Struthio camelus australis is the source of this 1445-nucleotide messenger RNA. RefSeq names its product proteasome 26S subunit, non-ATPase 7 (gene PSMD7). Gene Ontology annotation, cellular component: proteasome regulatory particle; proteasome complex. The record is from RefSeq and is a predicted model, not a curated record. Gene Ontology annotation, biological process: proteasome-mediated ubiquitin-dependent protein catabolic process. Gene Ontology annotation, molecular function: protein binding; metallopeptidase activity. NCBI's taxonomy places the organism in Eukaryota, Metazoa, Chordata, Aves, Struthioniformes, Struthionidae.